AAUCUCAGCAAGAAUUAAUAUUAAAAUUUGCAGAAUUAUAUCAGAGUUAUUCACCAGACAUUGAAUUUGGAUUUAAUACAGGAGGAUACGAUUGGAAUUUUAUAUUACGAAAGUCGAUGGUUCUUGAGAUUUAUGACCAGUUUGUCUCGAUAAUAACAAACACAAAGUCCAACACCAAUCUAAAAAUUCAAGAAAUUCAGAUACGAGUUGUUGAUUUGGAUAUUGAAAAAGUAAAUCAGAAAUAUGAGUUCGCAGGAAUAAACAUAAACAAUCGGAAGAUAAAGGUUAAUCUUAUGGAAACGAUGAAAUGUGAAUUCUUAAAAAUCCCAAGGACAAUUUUUAUCGAUUUGCUAAUUUGGUCAAAAAAAACAUUCCAAACUGAAAUUAAAAAUACGCUUGAUGUAGUAUUAAAACAUUGUGGUCUAUCCGGCAAGAUCGAUUUACUGUAUCUACUGGAAAAAAAUUCAAUCGAUUUACGAUGCAUGUUUGUUUAUGCGAAUGCGAUAAUUUUUCAUUAUAACAAACAAAUUUUAACUCAACUUGCGGUACAACUUUCCAAAAAAACCAAGAUCCAGCUUGAACAAUGUGAAUUUGCCUUUUUAGUAUCUGAUGAUGAAUUGGAAGAUUAUGCGAUUGAAUUAGCAUAUUAUUGUUCGGUCGAUACCAUGAGAUUACAUGAGCUUAAUAUCAAAAGAAACAUUAUCAGUGAUUAUAUACAAUUAGCAGAACUCUCAUACGUGACGAUAUCAAAUGUAUUCACAAAUGCUAUAGGUUGUCUGGUUCGAAAUCUAUUUGGAAAAUACUCAUCUCAGAAGAAAAUAUUAGUUUCCUCGAGAGUAAAGAGGAUAGUUGAGCAAGGGAAAUAUGAAGGAGCUUUAGUCCUAGUUCCAAACAAAUCUUUUACUACACCUGUAGCGGAUCUUGAUUUUGCGUCAUAUUAUCCUAACACAAUAAUCUUAAACAACAUAUCAACUGAUACCCGAUUAAACAACUUUACUACUGACUCAAAUAUCAUAAUUGAUAAUGAAAAAACCUAUGGUAUUUUCAAAAAACAUCAUGGUAAGCGAGACAAAAUGGGAAUUAUGCCUUUGAUGUGUCAUGAUCUUUUAGAAGCUUGUAAUGAAACGAAACGGUUAAUGAAGAUUCAUAAAAAUGAUAAAUCUAAAUAUCUUUAUUAUUCGUCAAAAUCUAACGCGUUAAAAAUAUUAGCAAACUCAGUGUAUGGAGAAACUGGUUAUAAAUUUUCUCCGUUAUAUCGUGAAGAAAUAGCGUCGAGCAUAACAGCAUUUUGCCACCACAUGUUAAAGCAAGUAAUCGAAUUCAUCAGUCAACUAGGCUUUAUUAUAAUUUAUGGAGACACAGAUUCGAUAUUCUAUACUUUACCGGAAUCUUUUUUUAUCGAUCUACAUCUUCAAUAUCGAUCAAAUUUGAUAACUAAAGAGGAAUAUUGGCGAGAAAUGGUGAAAAUAAUAAUCGAGCAAUCGAAUAUUCUUGAAACAAAAAUAAAUGAAUAUUUAAAAGAAAAAACAAGUUUUUCAUAUCUUCGUAUGACAUAUGAGAAGACGAUGUGGCCAACAAUCUUUAUAGCAAAGAAACAUUAUUUUGGGGUUGUACAUGAGUCAGAAUCAAAUUUCACAUCACCUUCUUUAUACUUGAAGGGUGUAAAAGUUGUGAAGCAAAACGUAUCAGAAUUUUACAAGAUAGUUGCUGAGGAAAUGAUUUGGUCAGCUCUCGGUUUCAAUCAUGAGGACAAAUCCAUAAAGCGAGAAGAUAUAGAUCGCAAACAGUCAACAUUUCAAAUAAUCAACAAAUAUAUCUGUCAGAAAAAUAUAUCGUUAGAUUUGUUCGUGUUAACAGCAAAAUACGAUUCUGUGUACUCUCCUAUAUCAUUAAUCGAAUUUGAAAAGUUAUUCAAUCCUCAUUUACAUGACAAAGAAGAAUUAAAACGAAUACGAGAAAAACAAAAAAACUCUGAGACCCGAAAAGGAAAUCGAAUGGUGAUUGCAUUUGCUUCUAUGAUGCAACGUAAUAAAAAACCUUUAGAACCUGGUAGAUUCUAUUAUUAUAUUGUGUCUAAAGAAGGCCAAAAUAAUAAGAAUGUUGAUACCUGGCAAAAGAUGAUGUUAACCGAUGAGUUCGAUCCUAGAAAACAUAAGAUAGAUGUUAAUCAUUAUUUUUAUAGCUUGCGAGAUAUAGUUUCAGGAUUAACAGAAUACGAUGAAAAGCAAACUAUACAAUUGAUCCAAGAGUUAUGUGAGAAUCAAACACAGACCAGAUUACAAUAUUCACGUAAUGUAAUUAAUAAAAGAAAAAGUGUAUCUUCUGAUGAAAAAUCUAAAUUCGAUUUCACAUCAAACAACUAUUUCUCGAUUAUUCCCAACGAGUUGAUCCAAAAGAUUUUCGAUUAUUUAUACGAUGAACCUAAAUCUCAACUAUUUUUAGGUUUCACAUGCCACAAUUUAUACCAACAAUAUCAAGACUUUAUUUGGAAUCUAUCAAUUUUUAAAUUUCAUGGAAAGCUUAGUGAUCCUUCUUUGUUUUUCGAAGUAACAGAUUUAAAAAAAGCGAAAAAAUUAUCAAAAGUUACUUUCCAUAAAAGAUAUUCACGUUGUUCCUGGUGUAAGAAAAAAGCGCUUUCAUGUGGACCAGAAUAUCCUUGUCGUAAUUGUUGUGAAGGUGCUUGUAAGAAGACUGAAGUUACAAAGAAAAUAUUUACUAAUAAUCAAGGAAUAAGAUAUGUUAAAUCGAUCGCUCCUUACUGGUCGAGCAAUAUUUACCUGAGACAUAUUGAUGCAAUAGACGAUCUUAUAAAAAAGAGAUGUAGAAAAUGUCAAGAGAAAGCUGUUUGUUCUAAGGUUAUAUUAUUAAAUGGUACUUGUGAUGUAGAUAUGUGUCCUUAUAAUCAACAAAUCCAAGAAAUAAUGUUUUCAGAGUUUUAUCAAAGAGUUGAUAGGAUAGCUCAUAAACAUUUCAUGUGUGAACCAUGUUAUAAUUCAUGUCAAAAAUUGGCCAAUUUACCAAUCAUGAUUCCAACUUUAUGGACGCCUGACAUUCCUUGGGAGUUCAUAUAA
Molecule: messenger RNA, 3071 nt
Organism: Ambispora leptoticha
Lineage: Eukaryota; Fungi; Glomeromycota; Glomeromycetes; Archaeosporales; Ambisporaceae
Source: the annotation of a GenBank genome assembly